Molecule: messenger RNA, 1965 nt
Organism: Uranotaenia lowii
Lineage: Eukaryota; Metazoa; Arthropoda; Insecta; Diptera; Culicidae
Product: aldehyde dehydrogenase X, mitochondrial
Exons: 4
Coding region: 260-1729 (489 amino acids)
Molecular function (GO): aldehyde dehydrogenase (NAD+) activity
Source: RefSeq, a predicted model, not a curated record
AACGUUUCUGUAUUUAUCAUCUCGCAUAUCAAAUCCGCCGGUUCAGGAACCGUCGUCGUUUAGGGCACGCAGUUUUGGCUAAAAAUAUCAAACCCAGCUAGCCAGUACAUUGUCGGUGCUGGUCCCGGUCUGGUCGUACAUUUUUGGACGGUUUUAUUUUGUUGACGAUUUAAGACGUGUUGCUCUUUUUUCCACGCCCUUUUAAAGUGCAACUCAAGUGAAAGGUGUGUCUGUUGUGCUAUCAACUUUGGAAGCAGAGAUGGCGAAUCCCAGUCAGGAAAUCAAAUACACUAAGCUGUUCAUCAACAACCAGUUUGUGGACUCGAAGAGCGGCAAAACGUUCCCGACCAUCAAUCCGGCAACCGGGCAGAAUAUCGUCGAUGUAUCCGAGGGUGACCAGGCCGACGUUGAUGCAGCGGUUCAGGCUGCGAAGGCUGCCUUCGCUCGGAACUCCAGCUGGCGCCAGAUGGACGCAUCGGCCCGCGGCAAACUGCUGAACAAGCUGGCCGAUCUGAUGGAGCGAGACAUCAACGUCCUUGCCAACCUGGAAUCACUGGACAAUGGAAAAGCCUUCGGCGAUUCCGUAUUCGAUAUGAACUGUGCCAUCGAUACCUUCCGGUACUAUGCCGGCUGGGCCGAUAAGGUUCACGGUAGCACGGUUCCAUCGGAUGGUCCGGUCAUGACCUUUAUCCGUAAGGAACCAAUUGGAGUAGUGGGACAGAUCAUUCCCUGGAACUAUCCGGUGCUGAUGUUGACCUGGAAGUGGGCUCCGGCUCUAGCCGUGGGUUGUACCCUGGUGCUGAAACCUGCUGAGCAGACUCCGCUGAGUGCCCUCUACAUGGCCGCACUGUCCAAGGAAGCAGGCUUCCCGGAUGGUGUCAUCAAUGUGGUCAACGGAUUUGGACCCACGGUUGGAGGAGCCAUCGUGAACCAUCCGGAGAUUCGUAAGGUAGCAUUUACCGGUUCGGUAGAGACGGGCCGGAUCAUCACCGAAGGAUCGUCCAAAUCGAACCUGAAGAAGGUUUCGCUGGAGCUUGGCGGCAAAAGUCCGCUGGUCGUGUUCGACGAUGUUGACUUGGACGAAGCGGUCGAGAUCGCGCAUAAUGCCAUCUUCGCAAACCACGGGCAAAAUUGUUGCGCCGGAAGUCGUACCUUCGUGCAGGAAGGCAUCUACGACAAAUUCGUGGCGAAAGCUACCGAAAUGGCUCGAACCCGGAAGGUUGGAGAUCCGUUUGCCGACGGAACCCAGCAGGGUCCCCAGGUGGAUGAGGAACAGUUCAACCGUAUCUUGGGCUAUAUCGAGUCGGCCAACAAGGAAGGUGCCAAGCUACAAACCGGUGGCAAACGAUCCGGAACCGUUGGUUUCUUCAUUGAACCGACGGUGUUUUCGGACGUGACCGAUGGCAUGAAAAUCGCCCGGGAAGAAAUCUUUGGCCCGGUCCAGAGCAUCUUCAAGUUCAAAACGCUGGACGAGGUUAUCGAACGGGCCAACAACACCGAGUACGGGCUGGCCGCGGGAGUCCUCACCAAGAACAUCGACAACGCCCUGGUAUUUUCAAACGCCGUGGAGGCUGGUUCCGUUUGGGUGAACUGUUACGAUUAUGUCAUGCCAACAACUCCCUUCGGUGGCUACAAGCAGUCCGGAUCUGGCCGGGAAUUGGGUUACAGCGGAAUUGAACUGUACACCGAAACCAAAACCGUUACCAUCAAGCUGCCGAGCAAGGUUUAAAGAAUAAAAUUAAAAAAAAAUAACAAGCACGAGGAAGGGUGCCAAAGGUUAAGUCUGUCAGGAAAAAAGCUUCGAGACUACCGGAUCGGAUAUUUUUGCAUGUUAAUUGCUAUUUCUGGGCUCGGUUUCCCAAAGGUGAAACUGAUAUACGAAAGUGAAUGAAAGAAACAAAAUAACAAAAAUUCGCGACCGGGACCACCGAACCAGAUUUUCUCAGAUCAUUUAAAAUAAAAUUG